AGAUGCUGAGUCCAAAAAAUUCAGAGCCAUUUUCAUUCAGCACAUUGAAAGGACUCUCUGCAUUGCAUGGGGAUUAUAAAACAUUCCCCGGGCAAUUAAGCGCAUAUCUCAGUAAAAAAAAUAUCUUUAUUUUGUUUUGAGUAGAAUUGAACAGAAUUCUUUCAUUUGUUGGAAGCACAAAUAUAUACAUUUUAUUCGUAUUUCUCAUAGAUUUGACAUCAGGAAUGAGUAUAGAAAUUCCUGAAGGAUUGACGGAGCUGUUGCAGAGCUUUACCGUGGAAGUGCUGAGGAAUCAGCCGGGAGAUUUGCUCGAGUUCGCUUUGCAGUAUUUCACCCAACUGAAGGACAGUGAAAUUAGAGGAGCCGCGUUUGGCAAUGACCAAAAUUCGGCCACGAGACCCAGUGGGAAAGCGGUCAAUUUCAUUGAGGAAGCCAUGCAGAUUGAUUCUGAAAAUGGAGAGGAGGAGAGUGACGACGAGGAAUUCACAGCUCCUGUGAUGAGUCGAUUUAUUAGAAGAGCAUCAGUGUGUGCGGAGGCAUUCAACCCUGAUGAAGACGAGGAGGACAAAGAGCAGAGGCUUUCCCAGGUGACCCAUCCUAAAACAGACGAGCAGAGGCAAAGACUACAGGAGGCCUGCAGAGAUAUCCUCCUGUUUAAAAACCUGGACCCGGAACAAUUUUCCCAAGUACUUGAUGCCAUGUUUGAGAAGUUAUUUGAGGUAGGAGAGCACAUCAUAGAUCAAGAUGACGAUGGGGAUAACUUCUAUGUCAUAGAAAGAGGGAUAUUUGAUAUCUGCAUGAGGGUUGAUGGCAUUGAGAAGACUGUGGGAGCCUAUGAUAACCGGGGGAGCUUUGGAGAGCUGGCCCUGAUGUACAACACCCCCAGGGCUGCUACCAUCAUAGCCACCUCGCCCGGAGCUCUCUGGUGCCUGGAUCGUCUGACAUUCAGGAGGAUCAUUGUAAAGAACAACGCGUUGAAGAGGAGACUUUAUGAGGAGUUCAUUGAAUCACUUCCAUUCCUUACAUCACUAGAGCUUUCAGAGAGAAUGAAAGUAGUGGACGUGCUGUCUUCUAAACCAUUCAGCGAUGAAGAACAGAUCAUCUCUCAGGGUGAUCUAGCAGAUUGUUUUUAUAUAGUUGAAUCUGGUCAAGUUAGAAUCACCAUGAAAAGAAGCAGGACGAAAAAAGACCAAGAGGAUGAGGAGGUCGAUAUAGCCACGUGCUCAAGAGGGCAGUACUUUGGAGAACUGGCUUUGGUCACGAACAAACCCAGAGCUGCUUCAGCUUUUGCUGUGGGAAGUGUUAAAUGUUUAGUUAUGGAUGUCCAGGCAUUUGAGAGGUUGCUGGGCCCCUGCAUGGACAUCAUGAAGAGAAACAUUGCAAAUUACGAAGAUCAGCUGGUCACGUUGUUUGGAAAUAGCACCACUGACAUUGAUGGAAAAAACCUAUGAAAUCCAGAAACGGAAAAAAGACUAAGUGAGAUGCACUAUGAAGAAGAUGUGAAAAACCAGGAUAACACUUUACUUGACACCCAGCAUCAUAACACGUUAUGACAUGGUCAUAAACAUGUCACAUGUCAUAAAAGCUGACGUAACAUGUAAUAACAUGGUCAUAAUACUGUCAUGACCCAUAUAAUUACACCUGUUGUGACAUAUAUUGCGUUAUUUUAUGGCUGGUUAUGACACCUACAUAAGAAUGUUUUUGUUUUUUCCCUGCCAAGAAGCUUCCUUUUUUUUGUUGUCUCUGUCAUAUUUUAAACAAAUUGCAGAAAAUGCACUUUAUGACACUGUAAUGAAGCAUUAUGCCCAUCCUGUGUCAUUUUAAUCGGACUAAGAAAAUACUCUUUAUGACCCUGUGAAGAAGCAUUAUGACUAUCAUAAUCAUAUAAGCCAGACAGGCCUAUCACGUACAUGCCCUUAUGUCAGUCAUCAGUCAAAAGGGUGUCUUGUCCUGCUCCUGAAAUCUGCUCCUGUAUUCAACUCAGUCAUCAGCAACAAAGCAUUGGGUAGGGAUGUCUGACAUCAAUGUGUGGACAGUUACAAUGAUAAUUGAAUAUGGUCAAUUUCAUAAAAUGAUAUAUAACAUAAACAUACUGUUGACAAGCAAGCUAUGGUGUAAUGGAAUGUUUUGCCUUGUGUGGUAGGUUUUGUGGGUUUUAACACUCUUAUGUAGGUGUCAUAACCAGCCAUAAAAUAAUGCAAUAUAUGUCACAACGGGUCUAAAUAUGUGUCAUGACAGUGUUACAGCUGUUAUGACAUAAUGACGCUGGGUGUCAAAUAAAGUUGCCGAAACCAGUGGGUAGUAUUGUUUUCCGUUCAGAAAAUGUGAAACACAGUAUGUUACCAUUAGUGAUUUAGAUAGGGUAAGACAAAAUGUGUACGUUUGAUUCCAGACGACACAAUGGUAUGUUUUAAAGGAUUUUGCCUGGGAGUAAUAUUUUUAUUGAAAGAAAGAUCCGUGUUAAAUCCAAAAUGUAAAUGUUAAUUUGUUCUGUCCUCAACUUUUUCCUCUUAGAUUUUCUACAAGUGUGCAUUUUAUUGAAUUUAUCACAUUUUGACACUGUUUGUAUAAUGAUCACUAUAACGUUAUAGAUGAUAUAUAAAUUGUCCUUUCAAAUAUUCUGAUAUCAUAUUUCAUCAUGUGCCAAAGGCCAUUCAAAUCCUUGUUAGAUUAUGAUGGUGUCAUCAUAACGUCACAGUAAUUAUCGCAUUUCACAGUUAAGAGUUUCUUGUUAAUAAUUUGAUAUUCUCAUGUUGACGUAUCUUUUAGCAAGGGGGGGAUCAUGCAUUUAAUAGGAUACAGAAGGGAACUAGGUCCCUUUGUUUCAACAUGGUGGUAAGAACAAAACAAUCUUGUCAUCAGAAAAUAAGGGAAAAAGAGAUCUUCUUUCUACAUCAGAGAAUGUAAAUUUACUUAUGGAAGCAGUAGUCCUUUUUUUCAUAGCAAAUGUGUCUCCUCAAACAUGUGAUUCAACUCCCUGAACAUGUCUGUGAACAAACUGUAAUACAUUAUUCACUGUGUGCUUUAAGAAACAGUUAAUAAUGCCAUACAUUUG
Molecule: messenger RNA, 3055 nt
Organism: Oncorhynchus mykiss (rainbow trout)
Lineage: Eukaryota; Metazoa; Chordata; Actinopteri; Salmoniformes; Salmonidae
Product: cAMP-dependent protein kinase type II-beta regulatory subunit
Biological process (GO): negative regulation of cAMP-dependent protein kinase activity
Cellular component (GO): cytosol; cAMP-dependent protein kinase complex
Molecular function (GO): protein kinase A catalytic subunit binding; cAMP-dependent protein kinase inhibitor activity; cAMP binding
Source: RefSeq, a predicted model, not a curated record